AUGGCUAUAUAUGGGAUGGGAGGUAUAGGUAAAACUAAACUAGCUAAGACAACUUACAAUAUGAACUUUGACAAAUUUGAUGGCAGCAGCUCUCUUGCUGAUGUAAAUAAAACUUCAGAAAGACAUGAUGGUCUUGUAAGUAUACAAAGACAACUUAUUUCAAGUGUUCUGGGGAAGAAGGUUGUGAAGAUAUACAAUGUCGAUGAAGGAGUCAACAAGAUUCAAGAGGCCACUCGAUGCAGAAGAAUUCUUCUUGUUCUCGAUGAUGUAGAUUAUAGAGAUCAGUUAAAUAUUGUACUUGGGAUGCGAUAAUAGUUUUAUCCGGGUAGUAAACUUAUCAUUACAACUAGAAAUCAGCACCUAUUUGAUGCUAGUGAGGUCUGCAGAUGUAAGAUGUAUAAGUUCAUGCCAUUGAAUGCCCAAGAAUCAAUUCGACUCUUCAGUUGGUAUGCUUUUGGAAAAGAACAACCUUCAGAAGAUCACAAGAACCUUUCAGAAAAUGUGAUACUUCAUUGUAAAGAGAUUCCUUUGGCUCUCAAAGUUUUAGGUUCUUCUCUUUGUGACAGAAGUAUAGAGGUGUGGGAAUGUGCAUUAAGAAAACUAAAGGCAAUCCCUGACAAUAAAAUCCUAGAAAAACUCAAAAUCAGCUAUGAUUUACUAUCAGAUGAUGAUGUACAAAAUCUGUACCUCGAUAUUGUCUGUUUCUUUGUUGGAAAGGAUAAAGAUUAUGUAGUUACAAUACUUGAUGGAUGUGGUUUUUCUCAGUAG
This is a messenger RNA of Nicotiana tabacum (common tobacco), 768 nucleotides long. The record is from RefSeq and is a predicted model, not a curated record. NCBI's taxonomy places the organism in Eukaryota, Viridiplantae, Streptophyta, Magnoliopsida, Solanales, Solanaceae.